Messenger RNA from Puntigrus tetrazona (Sumatra barb), 8617 nucleotides. RefSeq names its product LIM and calponin homology domains 1a (gene limch1a). The transcript is spliced from 34 exons. The coding region runs from base 342 to 5951 and encodes 1869 amino acids. The record is from RefSeq and is a predicted model, not a curated record. Lineage: Eukaryota; Metazoa; Chordata; Actinopteri; Cypriniformes; Cyprinidae. Gene Ontology annotation, biological process: positive regulation of stress fiber assembly; regulation of focal adhesion assembly. Gene Ontology annotation, cellular component: stress fiber. Gene Ontology annotation, molecular function: myosin II head/neck binding.
AUGCCAGUCUCCCGUUCUUUAGAGAAGAGACAGGGAGGCUGAUGCGCUCGCCUCGCUGCCCCUUACGCAUUGGCUGAACGGAGACCUCUGCUGUUUUUUCAGCUUAUAUUUUUAGCAGCGGAGGUCGGACUCGUAUUGCAUCGCGCGUGGUAGAAAGUGCAGUUCAUCCGCAGUGCUGCCGAGCGCCGGAGAACCGCAGUGUGCCGCGCGGGGGAACGCUCGAGCUCAGCACACUCAACGGGUCCGCUAUUACGGCGAAUGAUCUGAAGUAAACGCGCGGGUCUGUUCGCGGAGCGCCGGAUAUCUCGUCUAGGCUGUCUUGCUAAGCCCUUGUUUUGGAAAUGGCCAGUCCCGGAGACGAUUCGGCUUCAAAUGCCCCUCUGGAUCAAGCCGAAUCUGCUGACGCUGCCCCGGAACCAGCGUUUCAAGAGGCUCAAAAAUGGAUCGAGGCAGUGACGGGAAGAAGUUUCUGUGACAAGGACUUUAGAAGCGGCCUGGAGAACGGCAUUCUGCUCUGCGAGUUGCUGAGUUCAAUCAAACCAGGCCUUGUGAAAAAGAUCAAUAGACUUCCAACACCCAUCGCAGGGCUGGAUAAUCUAACCAUGUUUCUGAGAGGAUGUGAAGAGCUGGGAUUGAAGGGAUCACAGCUGUUCGAUCCCGGAGACCUGCAGGAUACGUCGAUACGAGCUAACUUAACGGGCUCUGACUGCUGCAGAAAGCUGAAGAAUGUGCUCAUAACCAUAUACUGGCUUGGUAAAGCUGCUAACAGCUGCACAACAUACAACGGCCCCACACUCGACCUGAAAGAGUUUGAGGGGCUUCUUUCCAUGAUGCGAAAGGAGUGUGUUAAUGAAGAUUUAGACUCCCCUAAGCGCAGUAUAAGGGACAGCGGUUACAUUGACAGCUGGGAAUCAGAGCGCUCUGAUUCGCUGUCUCCUCCGAGGCAUGGCCGUGAUGAUUCGUUUGACAGUCUCGACUCAUUUGGCUCACGAUCGCAGAACACACCCUCCCCGGACACAGUUAUUCGCUGCAACAGUGAUGACUCUGAAGGCGAUGCUGGACAUAGGAAAUUGCCAGACGUACGUAAGGAUGACAUGUCUGCCCGCCGCGUGUCCUACAAAGAGCCUCGCGCAGCUCUACCCUUUAAUCAGUAUCUGCCAAACAAGAGCAACCAGACCAACUACCUUCCAGCUCCCCUGAGGAAGAGGAGGAGCGACCGAGAGGAAGACAGGAGGAGUCUGAGCAACUCCACAUCUCCUGUAGGAGGAGAAAGACCUCUCAGACAAGAGUGCUUAGAAGUGUUAAAAGAGGAGGCUGUCGUGUCUCGAAGCCUUGCGAUCCAGAAAAAUUCCACCUGGGUGAAUGAGGAAAGGGCGGAGUUUGAGGAGGCAGAGCUUAAGAAAAUAAGAAAGCUGGAAAAGGCGGGAAUAAAAGUAUUACCUGCCUCUGUGCGAUAUAGCAGUCCAAUUGUGAACCCCGUGGAGGGCAGUAAAGCUAAAGCUCCUUCACCUGACAUCAUUCUGCGUCGUGACAAUGAGUUCAUGCGUGCCGCUGCUCCACAACAGUGGGAUUCGAAUGAUGAGGACGAUGAUGAAGAGGCAGAACGAAAGGUUCCAGAUGUCCGUAAGGAUGAUCUUGCUUCUCGCAGGGCACGAAUGAAUCAGUUUAAACCCAGCGUGGCACAUCACUUCCUGCCAGGCUCUUGCAGCUGGAAGGACCGAGAAAAAUGGGAGGGUAUCAGACUGGCAUCCCAGCAUGCCGUGUUGGAGAGGAUGGAGAAGAUGGAACAGGAGAAAAGAAGUCAGGCUGACUCCGCCUCCCCGGAGGUGCCAAUUAUAAUUCGCAAGGACAAUCCUUUCCUAAAUCCUGAAAAAGACAGGGGAAAAGAGGGGAAUGAGGAAGAUGAGAAAGAGCUAGAAGGGAAGAUAGUUGUUCCAAACCCACUCAAAGAUGAUCUUGCCAGGAGACGGGCUGGGAGAGGGCCACACCCUCCCAAAGAUCCUCAUCAGUCAUUGGCCCAGACUUCCAUCACUCAGUCAGACCUGGAGACAUGGCAGAGGCUCAAGAUGAAUACAGAUAGCAGUGAGUCUGAAUCCACUCCUGCUGAAGUGUCAAUCAUAACUCGCAAGGACAACCCCUUCCUGACCCCUGAGAAAGACAGUGAGAGCGAGCGGGAAAAGGAGGAGGGAACAGACAGAGAGAAAGGGGCGAGGGUGGCGAUGCCCAAUGUAAAGACAGAUGACCUGGCCAGAAGGCGGGGCCAAAGUGGGCCUGUCCCACAGAGGGACCCCCGGCAGUCAUUGGCUCAAACAACCAUCACUCAGUCAGACCUGGAGAAAUGGCAAAGGCUCAAGAUGAAUACAGAGAGCAGCGAUGACCCUAUUGUCCCUCUGUGUCAGACGUGUCUUGAGAAAGGCUGCCUCUCUGUUUCCUCCAAGAUGAAGGUUGCCAAGAACGACCUGGCCAGUUGCCGAGAACGUUCCUCCGGUGAACGGCGGCGUUUUGUGACAUUUGGGGGUGUGACAGAGAUGGAGAGUACUUCCUGGAAAGAGGAGGAGGAUGAGGAAGGGGGAGAGGGACAGGGGGACGAGGCAGAGAAGCUUCGAUAUCUCCUCUCGAUGGCACCUGUUGCUGUGCCCACCAUAGGCCUGGGCUCCAUACUGACAAAGAGAGCCGUGGGCAGUGGAGAUGCAAACCCUGAGCCUCCUCCCAUCAUGCCCCCUGAACCUCCGAACCCUGUUAUGUUUGACCUUAAAAGGCCUUUGACCUCCACCGAGCGCAGAGCGCUGGAGGAGGAACUGGCUCAGAAAGCAAAGGAUGAGAGGGAGGACUAUGAAGAGGAUGAAGAAGAAGAAGAAGAAAAAGAGAGGCAACCAGAUAUAGAAAAGGAUGACAUGCUAGCUCGUAGAACAGGAGCAUUUCCGAAGCCAGGAAGCGGGACUUCGUUUAACAGAUUCCUCCCGCAGCCAGCAUCCAAGAGAGAGGGUGCUACGGCAGCUUCCUUAGCGCAGAAAGGAACGAGUGGAGACAGAGAUCUCCAAUACUUUGAAAGAAGCAUAAAGACAAAGAGAUCCAAGAUCGGACAGAGAAAUGAACCAGUCGUUCCAGUUGCUGUAGUUACAGAAAAGAGCUCCGACAUUGCACAUUCUUCUACAACUAACGCCACUCGCUCUGACAAUUACGAUGAUGAUGAUGAUGAUGAAUGUGGGGAUGAUGAUCAGCUGCCAGAUUUUGAGAAGGAUGACAUGCUUUCGCGAAGAACCGGAUCUUACCAAAAGCCAAGUGCAGCACAGUCUUUUAAUGCUUUUCUGCCCAAACCUGGCGCUGUCAAACAUAAAAUCACUCCAGUCAGUGGAUCGCAGUCGUACCUCAAGCCAAGAGAGCAAGAGACAGCCCCGUCUCCGGACAGCUUCACCCUUAGCUCUGUGACCCCGCCCCCAAGAGAUGCUGAGGACACGCCUAGGAAGUGCCCUCAGAUGAUGGACAGGCAGGAGGCGGGCUCUGUGGGUGUGGUGGGACAUGAAAGUCUUAUUAAAGAUGAGACUAUUACCAAAAGCCCCUCCCCCAGACCUCACCAACCCCGUCGGCCCCUUUGGCAGGAAGAUGAUGAUCUCCCCCCAAUAUUCAGAGCUACUAGUGUUUCUGACACAGAGAGUAUGAGUUUGAUUGACAUGCGUGAUGAAGAGGAUGAGAUGGCCUACCUUCAGCCACACAGCCAAUCACGACAUGAGCACCUACACAACCAGUACAACAAACUCAAAGAGGAGGAGGACCAGUGGCAGGACGACUUGGCCCGCUGGAAGAAUCGGAGGCGAAGUGCAUCUCAAGAUUUGAUCAAAAAGGAAGAAGAAAGGAAGAUGAUGGAGAAGCUAAUGACGGCGGACGGAGGACCUGGCCAUCGCAGGAAGAGUAUCAAGACAUACAAAGAAAUCGUAGAGGAGAAAGAACGUAGGGAACAGGAGCUACAUGAACAAUAUUGUAAGGCCUCCACCCCAGAAGAGAAAGCAGGUGUGCUUCAACGCUAUGCUCUCCGUUUCACCAUCAGCGAUGCCAUAUUAGAGAAACUUCAGCUCCCCAAACUACCUUCUGCUGCUCCACCAAUGCUCACGUCACCUCUUCAUCAACCCGAGAAAAAGCCGACACGCACCACCUUGGCAGAAGCAGAGGCCCCAGAGCCUGAAAAAACACCCCAAACACCCCACAGUGUUCAUAUAGAGCCGAAGACUGCACAAAAACAGGCACUGGCACAGCCCAAAUCCCCUGAACCAUCGCCUUCUGAGACCUCCAAAGCUCCAGAAGUCCUGUCAGCACCCACACGAGUUCCUCCGGCUCCAUCGAAGCCUGUACCCCUGAUCACCCCAAAACCCUACAGCCAGCCCAAAUUCAGCCAAGGCGUCCGCAAAUCAGUGAAGAGCGAUGGGCUGAUACGUGUGAACGGUGACAGCACUCAGAGAGAGAGCAGAGAGAAGAAUGAUAGAGAUUCUAUGUCGAGUCCUAAAGUCAACUUCUCUUCCUCACCCCCAAAGCCUGACACGGAGAGUAAACAAAAAGAGGAGCUCGUUGUUUUAGAAGCCUCAGAACGCCAGCAAAAUGUGCAGGUGUCCACUUCUGACAAGGAGAAGGAAGUCGUAAAGGAGGAAAAAGAGUGUUCUCUUAGACCUCAGCAAGAGAACAGCAAAGAAGACACUUCAGCCACACUGUCGCUCUCAGAACCAGAAGGAAAGCAGUCAGCGCCUGACGCGAUGAUGAAGCGCAGCUGCGUUGUCACAACGACCAUAGUGACCGAACUCACUCAGACACAUCCCGUCCCGCCGAACGAAGCGUCCAGCACCGAGCAGCUGGAUUCAGUCCAUAGUUCAUGUGAUGUGAGUUUAAGUGUGGAGUCAAGCAAGGCCGAGCAGACUUCAUACUCGCUCUCAGUGACAGAUUCCUCGCAUACCUCUAAUAGCUCUAGGUUACGCUGGGAGUUCUUCGCUCCAACAGAGGGGAUCGACUACUCCAUUGAUUGCAUUGAAACCCCAAUGUUGAACCUUGCAAAAAGGGUUGAUCACUGGACGUGGGACCCAAAUGAAGAGCGUAGGCGACAGGAGAGGUGGCAGCAGGAGCAGGAACGCCUGCUGCAGGAGAAAUAUCAGCGAGAGCAAGAGAAGCUAAAGGAGGAGUGGGAGAGAGCUCAGAGAGAAGUGGAAGAGGAGGAGAGGAGACACCAUGAAGAGGAAAUGCGGAUACUGGAGGAAACCGUGACCCCACUGACCCCUCGCACCUCAGCCUUAGCAUCCAGCACGGUGACAGAGGCUCCGUCCCUCAGCCAGCCCUCAGCCCCACAUGACACCAUUGUCCUCUCUUUGGCUGACUGGGAAAGGAAACAGGAAAUGUUGGAGAAACAGGCACAGACAAACCAGAGUAACGGACUCACACACAGCCCUGAUCAAGUAAUCACACCAGCUCAGCAGAACGGUCAGAGAACUGAACCUCAGGAGAGCCAAACAGCUACACCGCAGCUGCAGUUUAUACAGGAUGGCUCUUGGAGCUGUAAGACUAAAGACAGACAAGAAGAUUUAAAGAAAACUGCCUCACUGGAUCGUAAACAGAGUCCACCUCAGAGCCAGACCACAAGGAUGAGGAGGACUGGGUCGUGUGAAAAUGUUUUAGGGACACACCCAUCAAAAUCACCCACACCAUCACAAGACACGCCACCUCCAUCACCCAGCAGGUCAGUAAGUGGAAAGAAGCUUUGCUCCAGUUGUGCACAUCCCUUGGGUAAAGGAGCAGCUAUGAUCAUUGAGAGCUUGGGGUUGUACUUCCAUAUUCAGUGUUUUAAGUGUGGAAUAUGUAAAGGGUUACUUGGAGACACAAGUGCUGGAACUGACGUCAGAAUUCGAAAUGGACUUCUUAAUUGUCAAGAAUGCUACAUAAAAUCAAGAGCUGCUGGCCAGCCGACAACAUUGUGAUGCUUCUGGAAUUCUGACAAAGAAAUGGAACUGAAACCAGGUUAAAGCGACCCAGGACCAUACCCAGGAAGAAUGGAUUUUACGUUCAUACAACGUCUUCGACAGUUUUACUUACGGCACAAUCAAGCACAGAGAUUAAGUCAAAACUGGAAUCAUGGAUACAUGAUGGGUUUUCCUCUGAACUUUCUUUGACCGACUUUGUGCUCGCUGAAAAACAAAUUUAUCGCUUACGUGAUUAACAGUCCAUGAGAUAUUACAGAGAUUACAGUGAAUUUGUUCGUACUGUUAGUUUUACACUUUAGAACGAGAAUAACAGUAGCACUUUACCUCACGGUGGCCAUGUUACACACAUCUCAAUAGCACAAAGGCCAAAAAACGUACAUAUUUUCAUAAAUAGAGAUAAAGUCAAAUGCCUGUGCCAUUUACGUAAAUAAUAUCUAGGUAGCUGCAUACACUCUCACAGCACUUGACACUUCAAAAUAUGUUAAUAAAUACAAUAUAGGUGCUAAUAUGUACCUCAAAGAUACUGAUUCUUUUUAGUGUAUAAACGAUAUCAAAAUCUAAAGAUUCACUUGAAUCAGAAAACCGAUUUGAAGAGGCCAAUGGUUAAGGCUCAUUACAUCAUUCUGGGAAAAAAGCAUGUUUUGCCAUUGGCAGCCAUUUAAAAGUAGAAAUGUUUUCUGACUAAAUAAGCAACUCAAGGCUGUAAACAUGUAAACAGUUGGGGGGAGGGGUUUGUAAUGGUCUUUUUUUUACAGGAAUUAAAGACUUAUGAAAAAAAAUAUGGAAGAAAUAAGAAAAAUAGUCAUUUUUGUAGAAACAAUAAGAAAAAAUGAGAGGAGUAAAAUAAGAACAAUAUUUUUUUUGUACAGUUAUCAAUCUGAGUUGUUGCAAAUAAUAUUUUUAUUUCAAAAUUUGCCACCAAUUUACCUACGUGAAAAUGCAAGAGGGCGGCAUAAUUUGAAACUGGCAAAAAUAAGGGUAUUACCGUUGGAUGUUUAACAUUUUUACUAUAUUAAAAAGAUUCAAAUGAUAUUAUAAUAUAAUAAAGCAAAUCUUUUAGUAUACUCACUACUGAGGGCAUAUAGCUAGAAUCAUCUACAUUCACAUACUUGUUUAGAGUAUGAUUUGGACCUAACACCAAUGACGUGGAAUUAUUAUCUUAUUAUUAUUAUUAUCUACAAAAUAGCUACAUAUUGACUGCAUGUUGUAUUACUAAAUACACUGUAACAUGGGCACUGUAAAGUAGAGUGAGACUGAAUCCAUUUCCAUUGUGAGGAACAUGAGGUAGCACAAAUGUCCAGUUUUCAUUUAAGAAAAUUUUGCAUUAAUAAUAAUCUCAGUUUUUGUAAAGGUCUUGCAGGUAUGCCACAUAAUUCUUAAAUGUUUUACUAACAGACGACCGCGUUAUUUGCGACUCUUAGGCCUAGCUGAUUCGUCCCGAUGCCUUAAAUGACGACAUGAAAUGAAUACAGAUAAGAUUGUCCAUCACCUUUUUUCAUUUCUGUUUUGAAAACACACGAACUGGAGUGGUUUUGAUUUAAAUGUUCUGUUCCUUCCUCCAUUUCUCAUUGCCUGUUUUAUCUUGUUUGAUCGGUGAGGGGUUUGAUACUUUAUUUGUGCAGUAUUGUUUAACAGCAUGUUGCUAAUGGGUAGAUCUUACAUUUCCAUUUGAUUAUUUUUCAAAACCUGUUAUUAAUAUUUACGUUUUUGCUCUGCAGUUGAAUAGUAAGAAGAUGCAUGAUCCCCGAAACUUUCCUUGAUUACGCUUUACAUUACAAUGUCCAUAUCACACGUGCAUUACGCGCUACUAAAAACGUAAAGUAUCAACAUUAACUGUGCAAAGCAGCUCCACAUAAUCGGAAGUAUUUUAUGCGAUAACAUAUAAACACUGUAAUGUAAACUGUAACCCUUUUUUUUUUUUUUUAGUAUUCCAUAAAUUGGGUUUUGUGUGUUCUGUUGCCUUUCUCUCUUCUGCAAUGUUGUGCCUUAGAAAUGCGCUCCUAGAUAACGUCUAGUGUCGGCCACCCUUGCAUCCAAAGCUUCAAGUUACCAAUGUGUAUUGGUGAGAGUAUUAUGCAUAUGCACUGAGCACUCUGCUUUUACCCUUGUACUUUAUUCGAACACUAUGAAUGUGCGGACAAGAGAUUUCAAAAAACGAAACAGACACCCUCUGUAAGCUUUUCACUCACUUCACGUGCAUUUAGAGAUUGCUCAGUAUAUCUAUAUUUAUCUAAAUCAACUGGAAAGGAUUGCGGUCCUACGUGUCACCAAAAUAUCAAAUUGAAUAACGAGGACGGAUUGCAUUCAGCAACGCUAGCGUAUACAAUUCCUGCUUUUUUAACUUCUGCUUACGCUUUCUGUUAAUAUUUGAGAUUAAAAGACAUUGUCAUUUAGAAGCGGGGGUUUUGAUUGUUGCUUGUUUAUUGUUUGUUUUAUUUUGUGACAUUUUAAGAAUAUGAACCGAAACAGAAGUAAGGCAAUAAUUACUGGAAAGAGUAGCCAAGGAUGAGUGAGAUGUGUGUGACAAAUAACUUCAUAUUCUGUAUUUAUUAUGCCCUUUUAAAAAUGAGCGAUAUAAGACAACCUACAAGACGCUGAAAUGCAAUGGCUUUUAUAGCAAGUGUAUGUUUUUAAAUAAACUGUAAUAAACUAUUUUAAAUGCA